AUGUCCGCCUCCGCCACGGUUUUGCUGGAUAACCAGCUCUCACAUUUCACAAACCUGGACACCCUCUCCGGUCGCGUGGUGCUCCGCCUACCGACAGAAGCGGCCAUUGCGGGUAUUCAAGUCAAAUUAGAAGGAGAAAGCCGCACAAGGCUGUCGGGACCUCGCAAUCCGCAAAAUGUGCACUCUGAGAAGAAACGAACAGAGCUGGAGGUUCACAAGAUCCUAUACAAGGUUGCGACCGUCUUCCCUACACCAGCUGUCGUGCAAACUGGACCUGCGGCGACGUCCUACACAUUCGCAGCGGGCUCUUAUGAAUAUCCCUUUCAGUUCAAGUUCCCAUUCAACAAUGCGUGCAGUGCCCAUAAUAGCAUGCUCACAAAUCUCAAUUUCACUGGCCUAAGGGUCGAGAUGGCCCGCGAUCCCAAUCGACAUGUCAAAAAGACGCUCCCUCCAUCUUUGAGUGGAUUCCCAGGCAUGGCAGAUAUCCGCUAUUUUGUCAAAGCUACCGUCAUCAGGCCUCAAUUUUACAAAGAAAACAUUCGAGCGAUUGUGCCUAUGAUGUUUCUCCCCAUUGAACCCCCGAGAACUGGGAAUCCUAAAGAGGAGACAUACGCUCGAAGACAACACCAAUUUGCUAAAUACCCGAAUGGGAAACAGAAGAAGAAUUUAUUUUCCCGAUCGUCGAUACGAGAGGCCUAUUCCGAGCCCCCUCGCGUGUCCCUGGAUGCUCGACUCCCAAAUCCUUCUAUUCUCACAUGCAACGAGCCUGUUCCAAUGCGUUUGAUUGCCACAAAGCUGACUGAUUCGCCGGACAUGAUCUACCUGCAAAUGCUACAGAUUGAACUGAUUUCCCACACCAAAAUUAUUGCCCAUGAUAUCACGCGGACAGAAACCAAUACUUGGGUUGUUGUGAGUCGCAGCAACAUGGGUCUUGCAUUGGGAAACCCGGACGACAAGGUUGGCACUGACUGGGCCAUCAAUCCCAAUUUGUGGAACAAUCAGCCUUUACCAAAUUCGGUAGCGCCUUCUUUCGAAACAUGUAACAUUGAACGGAGAUAUGAGUUGGAGGUACGGGUCGGCCUGACUCAUGGCACGCCCGGAAAUAUGAAGCCACAACUCAUUGUUCUUCCGCUGCGAAUGCCAGUCAAGGUCUAUUCUGGAAUCGCUCCUCCUCAGGCCCUCUUGGAUGCAAUGGCAGCAGCAACGCAGCAGCCAUCACCUUCCAAAAUGAAACCGCGGCCCACUUGGCCAACGGAAAACAAUCUUGAUACCCCACCCCCAAUGCCACCCCGGCCGGCUGGACCUGUUCCUGUACCAGCGGAAUCAAGUGCCAUCUAUGAUGAGGCACCUCCAAGCUAUGAGGAUGCAAUGGCAGAUAAUCUUAGCCCAGUUGAUGGACCACGCCGCGAGUAUCACCCACCAGACGCCUCCUCCUCCCGGGGCACAGUGGAAUCUGGAACUGAUGCCAAAUUCCCAGCCGAAACUGGCCGAACGCGUGAAGGACUCCUUGCUCCGGAGAGCAAUCUCGAGGUCCAAGGCCGCUCUUCCUCCGAAUCCUUCGACAUGUUGCCCACCACGCCCCCUGAAUCCAUAUCCGGUUCCCCGCCUGACUCCCCUGUGAGGCGCUCCCAAAGCAUGAUGAAGGUCCGUCGGAAUCCCGUGGACGACGAAAGCCCUCCCCAGUAUCAGCCUAUAGCGGAUAGUCAGCUCCGGGCCGCGAGUCAUACCAUCCAGCACCGACCCUCACAGAAUAGUUUGCGCCCUAUGAACCUCGGCGUACCCUCCCGGAAACCGGUGCCGAGCCCGAACAGACGACCUACCACUUAA
Molecule: messenger RNA, 1827 nt
Organism: Penicillium odoratum
Lineage: Eukaryota; Fungi; Ascomycota; Eurotiomycetes; Eurotiales; Aspergillaceae
Product: arrestin (or S-antigen), N-terminal domain protein
Exons: 5
Coding region: 1-1827 (608 amino acids)
Biological process (GO): ubiquitin-dependent endocytosis
Cellular component (GO): cytoplasm; cytosol; plasma membrane
Molecular function (GO): protein-macromolecule adaptor activity; ubiquitin protein ligase binding
Source: RefSeq, a predicted model, not a curated record